Rotaria sp. Silwood2 is the source of this 816-nucleotide messenger RNA. The record is from the annotation of a GenBank genome assembly. Lineage: Eukaryota; Metazoa; Rotifera; Eurotatoria; Philodinida; Philodinidae.
AUGACGACAUCAAAUAUCGAAGUGCAAGAAUUACUUAUUUAUCCAAUAAAAUCUUGUGAUGCUAUUAAAGUUAAUGAAGCACAAACAACUCGUUAUGGACUUUCACUUCCAUCAAAGCCUUUACUCUCAGAUCGACGAUGGAUGGUUAUAGAAGAAGCUAGACAACGUGAUCAACGACAUAUGUCGCGAAUGGCAUUAAUUCAACCAACAUUUACUUCAUCAGGUUUGCAAGUCAAUGCACCAGCAAUGCCAUCAUUAAUGAUUCCUUAUAAUCCAUUACCAAAAGAUAUCAUAGAAAUAGAAGAUCUUAAUGUUAAAGGUCGAAGAUAUGGUGGUAAAAUUGCAGAAUGGUUUUUGACAUUUUUAGGAAAACCUGGUUUAGAUUUAAUUUAUUUUGAUGAACAAUUUGAACCACAACGUACAAAAAAUAUUCAACGAGAAUUUCCAAAUGAAGCACUUGAUUCAGACGUUGUAGCAUAUCAAGAUAUGAAAAUAUAUAAUUUUCGACCAAAUAUAAUUGUUAGUGGUGUUGAUAAACCAUCUGGAGAAGAUUACUGGCGAGAAAUACAAAUUGGUGAUCAAGUUAAACUUCGCUGGUUUCGAUCAUGUUUGCGAUGUUUAUUACCAACUGUAAAUCAAGAAACAGGUGUUCAUGAUGAAAAGCAAGAAUUAUGGAAAACACUUCAAACAUAUCGACGUAAACCAGAUUUGUAUGGAGUUAAAGCACAAUUUGGAAUAUAUCUUGCAACUAAUGAAAAUGGUAUAAUUCGUGUUGGUGAUCGUAUUCGUAUUUUACGAGAAGAUAAAAACUUUUAG